Molecule: messenger RNA, 2491 nt
Organism: Lates calcarifer (barramundi perch)
Lineage: Eukaryota; Metazoa; Chordata; Actinopteri; Centropomidae
Gene: b3gnt2l
Product: UDP-GlcNAc:betaGal beta-1,3-N-acetylglucosaminyltransferase 2, like
Exons: 2
Coding region: 287-1564 (425 amino acids)
Cellular component (GO): membrane
Molecular function (GO): protein N-acetylglucosaminyltransferase activity
Source: RefSeq, a predicted model, not a curated record
CCCGCAUGUGCCCCAGUUACAUUAAGGGCUUGAAAGCAAAUGAUGCAGUUUUGUGCACCUGUUAACCUGUUAGCGGCACCUGAAAAUUCUUGGAUACUCAUUUGUUCCUCAGACGUACCUCGAUGCGGGCUCACUCUGUCCUCAGUACAAAGAGUGUGUCACCUGCUGGCAGAGUUUGUGUAACCUGAACACAAUAACACAACAGGACCCAGGACCAUCUCUCCUGAAAUAUGAUCCAUGUCUAGGAACCACACACCACGCAGCUUAGUUCACUUACCUCGAACCAAUGAGACGCAUUCACACCUUCAGUGCCAUGGUCCUCCUCGUCACUUUAUUUCUGAUCUUCUACUCGACCCUACACCUAGAGACGACCUACGGUCGCAGGGCUGGACCAGAGGCCCUCCUGAAGCAUCUUAGCCCCCAGGUCCACGACAGCGAUGUGAAGACACAAUCCCCCAAGCCUCAAAGCUUCACCAGACCUCACCCUGAUGUUCACAAUGUGUCUGUUUCCGAUGGCUUCAGACAGGCCAUUCCUCAAAACACAGCGUACUGGAACCGUCUGCUGUACUUGGCCCUUAGGAAUCUGGACAAGGGGGAGAACCCUCUCAGACAUGACUCCCAUUGGUAUCACUGCAGGGAGUCAAAUCUAGAGCUCCUGCAAACCAAUGUGCACGACUUCACCUCCUACCCUGUCUUAUUCCGGGACUUUCUGCAAGGCAUGAACUGCAGGUCCUCUCCAGUCUUGAUCAGUCAACCCAACAAGUGCGUCUCCGGUGAAGGGGAGGGAGCCAACCAGACCUUCCUGCUGUUUGCCAUCAAGUCAACUCCUGGGAACUUUGAGCGUAGACAGGUGGUGCGGGAGACCUGGGGCCUAGAGAGGGUGUAUCAGAGAGAACUGAGAGUGCGCACAGUGUUCCUCCUGGGUAACUCCGCGCCGGAUGACCCUGACCUCGGUCCACUGCUGUCCUUUGAAGCAAAGCACUUUGGGGACGUCUUGCAGUGGGAUUUUAGAGAAUCCCUUUUGAACCUGACGCUUAAAAUGAACAUGUUCCUCCAGUGGACCCUGAAACACUGUCCUGAUGUCUCCUUCAUUUUUAGCGGGGAUGAUGAUGUAUUUGUCAACACACCAGCAUUAGUCAGCUACCUGCAGUCUCUGAAGGCCUCUAAAGCAUCUCAGUUGUAUGUUGGACAUGUCAUAGGCUCAGCAAAUCCCCUCCGAGACCCCAACAGCAAAUACUACAUUCCUCUGAGCUUCUACGAAGGCCCAUACCCUGCCUAUGCUGGUGGAGGCGGUUUUCUUAUCUCUGGAGUUUUGCUGCAACCCUUAUAUUCAGUUUCACACGUCAUUCCUUUCUUCCCCAUCGAUGAUGUCUACACUGGGAUGUGUGCCAAGGCUCUGGGAGUUUCUCCUGAGGCACACAUGGGUUUUCAGACCUUUGACGUCAAGGAGCAGGAUCGUGAGAAUCUGUGUGUUCACAAAGAUCUUAUUCUGAUUCACCAGCGCUCUCCAACACAGACCAAGAAGCUGUGGAAGGGCAUUCACAGCCCCUUACUGACUUGUUGAACUGGACUGGUGAGCAAGAUGCAGAUAUGAAAGGGAGUGAAAGAUAACCCACAGCCUUAUCUGCUUCUAUUAUUGUACCUUACACAGGAUGAUGCAGCAGGAAAAAAUUCUUCUAAGUGAUGUUUUAUACCCUCUGUUGUUGACAUCUUGUACACACCAGAAAAUCACAUGAGAAAAUGCAGAGCAGUUUUGUCACAAAAUUAGAAUAGAGUUUCAUUUUUAACAGGUCUUGAUGUCAUGGGAGGACAUUUGCAUAUUUUAAAUGCUAAAGAAGCAUUCAGCAUUUAUGGUGGGUCAUUUGUCAAGAUAUUCUAAUGUCAAGUUGAUCGCUGCUUAGAUGUGUCAUUAACCGAAUUUCAGAAUUCCUACAGAGUUUAAAUAAAAAUAAAACCAAAUCCAAUCAACCAAGACAACUGAAAGUUCAUAGUUUAUUUUCCACAAAACACCAAACAUGUAACAUGAGCUAGAUGGGUGCACAGUUCUGGGAUUUAGUGUAGUGUCUGACAGCAUUACAGCAUACAAACCCAUCUAAAAUUUGGGUGUGUACACUAAAAACCAUUAAAACAAGUUCUUUAAUAUGUUAAAGGUAAAUCAGUCACCUCAGUGAUACACAAGGAAACCUGCUAAAUACCAUAGUCACUGCAGAAGACAGUUACAGGAGAAGGAACAUACAUAACAGGGGUAAACUUCCACUGUUUAUUGUUCAAUUUGUUUAGUUGUUUUAUAUGCAAAAUGCAUUCAUAAUGUACCAGCUGUUGUUUUGGGUUUUUUUUGCUGCACUAAAAGAACCGUGCUGUGUAACAAAAGUGUGAUUCAGCAUUUAUAGAAGAGCUGUACUACUGACAGUAAAUCUAUCAACUUAAGGCACCAAACCCAGAGGUGUGAAGCACAAUCUUUUCUCCUCUCCCUUUGUUGUGCAGAAAGAAA